Apis dorsata (giant honeybee) is the source of this 528-nucleotide messenger RNA. Its product is annotated as zinc finger protein 771-like. Gene Ontology annotation, cellular component: nucleus. The transcript is spliced from 2 exons. NCBI's taxonomy places the organism in Eukaryota, Metazoa, Arthropoda, Insecta, Hymenoptera, Apidae. Gene Ontology annotation, biological process: regulation of transcription by RNA polymerase II. Gene Ontology annotation, molecular function: RNA polymerase II cis-regulatory region sequence-specific DNA binding; DNA-binding transcription activator activity, RNA polymerase II-specific. Bases 1 to 528 code for a protein of 175 amino acids. The record is from RefSeq and is a predicted model, not a curated record.
AUGAAAAAUUCGGAUGCGUAUCUCUAUGGCAACGAUUUGGACUGCAAUCGAUGCGGGAAGAGGUUCAAAAGGCGGAAAGAUCUCAAUUACCACAUACGUCAUUUGUGCGGUAUACGUGGUAUACAAUGUCCUUAUUGCAACAAAUGUUACACGUAUUCGUCCAACGUCAAGUAUCAUAUAAGCCGUAAUUACCAAGGGGAACGUUACGUGAAGUGGAACAACAUGGGGUAUGUCGGUUAUACGUCGGAGAAAAACUACUUGGACAGGUAUAGAUAUCACCCGAACGAGCGUAAAAGGUUCGAAUGUCUCAACUGCGGAUGUCGUUUCACCCAGAAGACAACCAUGACCAGGCAUUUGCGCUACUUUUGCGGACAGGGGCAUCGUUACCAGUGCCCUUACUGCGAGAUGAAAGCCUCGUGCUCCUCCAAUAUUUACAGACACGUGAGAUCGAGACACGCCGGAUACAAAGCUCACGCCAUAAAACUCUUCUCCUCGAUCAAUCCCCGUAGAAACUUAGAAACCAUGUAA